AUGACACCCGCCAUCGACCUUGAGGCUACUGCCAACCGUAUCGAUUCUUUCAACAACCACCAAAACAACCACCAUCAUCACCACCUCCUUCACCACAAGGACACCGCCGACCUCCUUGUCGAGGCCAAGGAGGCGCAGCGCAUCAAGUCGCUCGAAAUCAUGGACGCUCGCGCCGAGCUGCUGCGCUCCAAGUUUCAGGACGACGCCUCGAGCAUCAUCACCGCCGUAGACUCCAACAGCGGCAGCCCUGAAAAGGUGCACGAGGACUUCCACGAUCCCUGCGGCCCCUUUGAGGGUCCCGAGAAGCUCCUCGAGCUCUGGUUCGCCGAGGAGCCCGCCGAUGUGAGCGCCUGCCAGUGGCCCGACGCCGACGCACGCCCCGGCUACUUUGGCCUGCGCACCGUCCCCAAGGCCGUGUGGGAGACCAUGCUCGACGUCGUCAAGUGCAAGGUGCUCAGCGUCAUCGAGAGCUCGCACGUCGACGCUUACCUGCUCAGCGAAUCGUCCAUGUUCGUCUUCCCGCACAAGCUCAUCCUCAAGACGUGCGGUACCACCACGCUCCUGCUUGGCCUCGAGAAGCUUCUGACGAUCGCGACCAGGGCGCUCGCAGGUCUGUCGGUCUCGCCGAGCUUCGCCAAGCUCACGACGGUCGAGUCCAACGGCUCCAAUGGCUCGGACGCCUCGCGCGACGACGACAUGGACGAGGCCUCCACCGCCAUGUCCGACUCGAGCUACGUGCACGAGCGUCAGCUCGGCGCUGUGGUCAAGCACGCCUUCUACAGCCGCAAGAGCUUCAUGUUCCCCGAGCGCCAGAAGGGACCGCACCGCGACUGGAUGCUCGAGGUGGCGGUGCUCGACCGCUUCUUCGACUACGGAUCCGCCUACACCGUGGGCAAGAUGAACGGCGACCACUGGCUGCUCUGGAUGGGCUGCGAGGGUGCGCGCGAGGCCGAGCGGCCGCUCGUCACCGCCGCCGUGGAGCGUCCGCUCGCUCUGCCGGCGCCGUGCGUGGAGGACCAGACACUCGAGAUCCUCAUGACGCACCUCUCGCCCGCCUCGUGCGCUCGCUUCGUCUUUGACGAGAAUCUGCCGCACCCGAGCGUGGUCGAGUGCUAUCCGGGCAAGCAGCUCAGCGGUGUCGAGGCGGAGGCGGCCGUUGGGCUCGACAAGGGCCAUGCGCUCGGUCUGGCGCUGUCCAACAAGCUCGGACUCACCCAGCUCUUGCCCGAGACCGAGAUCGACGCGUUUGCGUUUGAGCCGUGCGGCUACUCGGCCAAUGCGGUCAUGCCGCGUGGAGGCAAGAACGACAAUGCCGGCUACUGGACUAUUCACGUGACGCCCGAGGAGGACUCGUCGUUUGCGUCGUUCGAGACCAACGUGGCUCUGUGCUCCAACAGCACCUCGGGCGGCGAGCAGACCACGCUGGCUCUGCCCACCAGCCUGCCUACGUUGGUGAGGCGAGUGGUGGACAUUUUCGAGCCGGGCAAGAUGUCGGUCACGCUGUUCGUGUCCACUUCGGACGACGAUGCGAUCGAGGCCGAGGAGGCGGCGGCGGCUGCGGUGGCUGGGGCUGCCAAGGCGCCGCUGACCAACGAGGACAUCCUGCACGCGCUCACGCUCAAGGGAUACAAGCGCACCGACCGAAUCGCGUACGAGUUCGAGAGGUACAACCUCGUCUUUGUCUCGUUCGAGAAGCGUCGUCUGCGCUGA
Messenger RNA from Moesziomyces antarcticus, 1710 nucleotides. RefSeq names its product s-adenosylmethionine decarboxylase. NCBI's taxonomy places the organism in Eukaryota, Fungi, Basidiomycota, Ustilaginomycetes, Ustilaginales, Ustilaginaceae. The transcript has a single exon. Gene Ontology annotation, cellular component: cytosol. Bases 1 to 1710 code for a protein of 569 amino acids. Gene Ontology annotation, molecular function: adenosylmethionine decarboxylase activity. Gene Ontology annotation, biological process: spermine biosynthetic process; spermidine biosynthetic process. The record is from RefSeq and is a predicted model, not a curated record.